AUGGAUACAAUGAAAGUUGAUUUGGCAGCAAUGAAUGAAAAGUUGAAAGAAGUUGGGGAACAGUUCGACAGACACGAGAAACAGAUGGACAGAAAUCAGGAAAACGUCAAAACAGACUUUGGAAAUGUGGUCGCAAAAGUUGAACUGGUUCAAGAACAACUCAACAAGCAGGAAGAAUGCAAUCGUCGGCUUGAAGCGGACAAUGUAGAAAUGAAGAGAAGUUUAAAUGAAAUUACGAAACAACUGGAGAGAAUGACACAACAAACAUCGCAUGAAGUUCAGGCUGAAGAAAUGAAGAGAGAUAUUGCAGAAGGUGGAGUGGACAGAGAGCCGAAGAUCCUUAUUGCUGGAGGCUUCAAUGGGAGACAAAAUACAAAUUCAGUGGAAAUGUUCAGUCUGUUAAACGUGACCUGCACACCACAAAAGCCAAUGAAAAAAUGUCGUAAGAGAGCAUCUUCAGUUGUUUACAACAAUCAAACUUUUGUCAUGGGAGGUGUGGGUCGUAGUGGAACAGGAAUCAAGUCAAUUGAAAAACUAUCACUGAAUGCUGUUCAAGUUGAUCAGUCCAUCACUUGGGAAAUCGUUCUUGUUGAGUUACCUGCACCAUUGUAUGGACAGUGCAGUGUAGUUUAUAAUGGCCAGUUGAUAAUGAUUGGAGGUUUUGAUGGUAGUAAAGGUGCAAUUUCUGAUAGUAUUACUGAGAUUUCCCUUGUCCCACCUCAUACCAGUAAACUGUUGGCUACCAUGCUACAGGCAAGAUAUCAUCAUGGUGUUGCAAUGUUUGGUGACAAGAUACGGAUUCUUGGAGGUAGGGUCAAUGGUUUUUCCAGAACAAAUCUUGCAAGUGUUUUGUUGUAUGAUAUUACUACGAAUGAAUGUGAAGAGUUAGCAGCCCUCCCCUACCCCGUGUCUGAAAUGGCCACAGUCAAGCGGGGUGACGACAAUGUGAUCAUAGCGGGUGGCGCUGACAGUAACGAGGAACCAUUAAACAAAGUUUUAUUAUACAACAUCAAGACGCAGAAGAGCUGUAUGUUACCAGACAUGAAGUAUAAGAGGAGAGGAUGUGUGGCUGCAGUUGUCAGAGACACUGUGAUUGUCAUGGGAGGCAUGGAUGAAAGAGGAAAUUGCUUAAAGUCUGUAGAAUGUUUUCAAUUUGAAAGCUAUAGCUGGCAAGAACUCCCUGAAAUGCGGGAAGCGAGAUACUGGGCUACUGCAGUUGUAUGUUAAUUAUAUGGGGAGGCCUAGCAAUUGGAAAUUCGUUGAUGAUGUUACUAUAUCUGAGGGAUUAUUAAGGAAUGGGGAACCGUCUGUAAUCCAGUCUGAUUUAACUUCUAUAGCUACAUGGGCAUCUAAUAACCUGAUGAAAUUGAACGCAAAGAAAUGCAAAGAGAUGCAAAUUUGUUUCUUUCGGAACAAACCUGAACUAUCACACUUGUGUGUUGAAGACCAGAUCUUAGAAUGUGUAUCGUCGCACAAGGUUCUUGGAUUGAUUAUCCAGGAUGACCUUAAGUGGAACGAACAUAUUUCGAUGAUUGUUACCAAAGCAUCCAAGCGACUGCAUAUCCUACGUGUCCUACGACGGGGAGGGAUUCCACCGCACGACCUUAUCACAAUUUAUUAUGCAUUGAUUAGAUCUACAUCAGAAUAUUGUUGUACAGUAUGGCAUUGUGGUCUACCUAUGUAUCUGUCUGAACAAGUCGAGAAAAUUCAAAAACGAGCACUGAGGAUUAUACUGCCAGGUCGAUCCUACGGUGAAGCGCAAGAAAUGUUGCAGUGUCCUAGGCUGGAUAUACGUCGAG
This is a messenger RNA of Paramuricea clavata, 1799 nucleotides long. NCBI's taxonomy places the organism in Eukaryota, Metazoa, Cnidaria, Anthozoa, Malacalcyonacea, Plexauridae. The record is from the annotation of a GenBank genome assembly.